UUUUGAUUCGAUAUCGUUUUGAGAAGCCGGGAACAAGUUGGUCGCUUGCAUCGUUAAUGUACCAAAAUAGAAACCAUGGCAGAUACUACAACAACACCCAGCAGAAAAACAAAAUUGCCACCUCUUGACGGGGCAGCUGACACGGGAGAAACAGAUAAACCUAAAAAGAAAGUUGUACGCAAGAAAAAGAAAGCAGCAGCGGAAAGUACUGAAGAAACAUCUGAAGGUAAACCCAAAACAACCCCGCGACGCAAGAAAGCUGCAAGUGCCGACUCGACAACAGAAGCUGGCGCGGAAUCGACUGCACCUAAACAGAAAAAACGAGCUGUAAAGAAACCGGAGGAUGCCGAUGUGGAUCCUUCUUCAGCAAGAAGUGGAGCAAGUCAAGCAGAGGAUGUAAAUGGCAGCAAGGCAAGUUUGAUCAAAUCACCAAAAGAAGGUACACCAAGAAAAAAGAAAGUCAAAAAGAAGGUGAAAAAGACCACCACAGAAGCAGCAGAUGAUUCAAAUUUCUUUGACAGUACACUUGCAGCAGAUCUGUCUGAGAUACAGGAUGAUGUUAUUGCCCACGAUGCUAAAGUUGACGAGGAGGAAGAAGAGGAAAGUUAUUCCAAGCAGCCAUAUUCCACUGCUUCAGCUGCUCUACGCUCACAACCUACAGAAAAAUUCUACAUAGAAACAGAUGGUGGUUUCAAAGGAGAAUACAAGAGCAGGUUUGCCAAGAGGCAAGCUGAAGAGUUAAAAGAGAAAGCUAUUGUGCACGAGGAACCUAAAAACACUACAAUAGAAUUUGCUAUAAAUACACACAAAGUGAUUCGUACAUUCUGUUUAUUCUGUCAUGGACUUCUAGCUGGGUUAGCUGCCUGGCACAUUGUGAUUGCAUACAUGCUGUUAGAUUUUGGUGAUGUGGAUUUUAUUGUCCACUACAGGAAGCUAGCGUUGCCAGUACAGUGUAUAUUCUAUAUUCUGCUGGUGUUAUGCUCAUGGUCUGCACUAGACAGAUCAGAUGUGGCAAACCCUGGGCGAGGAUUUUUAAUUAAAGCUUUGACAUUACAAAAUGGGGCAGCUUCAGUGGUUUUAUAUUUUGCUGCACUCGUAAUUAGCCUUUCAAAUGGUGCACUAGAAGACAAGAUCCAUUUAUAUGAUCUCAAACCAGAUCUAUGGAAUAAUACAGCAACAACAUCAGAUGAUUUGAUGUUAUGGAGAGAUCUGAACACAUCUCGUAAUGUACUGAGCAUUGUGGGAUGGUUAAUUAUAUCGUUAUCUCCACUGGCAGACAGACUUACAGAAAACCUACAAGAAACAGAUGAAGAAGAUCUAUUAGGUGUUGAAGUAGAGACUGGAAAAUCUGCCAUAGCUUAAUCUUUCACGCACUGGUUUUGUGUAUUAAGUUUGUCUUACAGAGAUGUUGGAAUUGAUCAGACUGUUUUAAAGGAUUGACUUUGCUAGAUAGUAUCAAGGCAGCUAUAUAGGCUAUUAUUUUAUGUAGCAAGUCAGUUCUUAGCCAUUAUACCUCUUAUUCAAUGUAAUAGACUAAUUAUUUGUUGAGAUCAGACAAGUCUCAUUUUCAUGCUCCCUUAAGCAUAUUAUUUUAGGGAAAGGAGAAACUUGUUAUGACUAAUUUUACCGUCUUUCUUUCUCAAAACCCCUUCAAUAAUUUAUCAAUGUCUUACAUAUUUGGCCAAUAACGUGCCAAUAUCAAUUUCUACUCUUGAAAGGACAUGAUUGAAAAUAUUAUGUUUUAACUUUUUAAAAGAGCUUUCACUUUUUAAUAGAUACUUAGAUUGUAGCUACCUUGAAUAGAUAUAUACUCUCUUUGGAAAUUAAAGUGAAUGUGACCAAGAUCACUGUUGCUAAAAUGGAAUUUCUUAGGAUCCUUUGUAAUAUUUAUAGCUAUGUCAAAGUUACAUUAGAGGACAUUGAGCAGACAUUAGCAUUACAAAUAUGCCUAUGUUAUAUAUAGAUGUGCUGUCAGCUAUAGUUAUUGUUCCCAGUUGAAUGGGGAUGCUGCCUAACUUAAAAAAGACAUAUUUUGUGUAAUCACAUUACCUGAUCUUAAGUUAAUUUUUGGCUGUUUUAUUGAAUUACAUUUUCAAGGUAUUAAGAGUUACAAAUAGUGUGUUGAGAGGUCAUUUGUUGGUUGUUGAACUUCAACUUAAAAUAGGGACCUCAUUAGCCCCCCUCAGUGUCGUACAUUAAAAUUUUGCCAGUACGAUUCUUUUGGGUUUUUCUGGAGGGAAGCUAUCCAGCUACCUUUAGUAAUAUGAGAUUUGUUGUUCUACUUGGCUGCAUGCUUAUGCCUUAAGUAAUGAAUGAAGACUACUGCAUUAUCGCAAAUUGUAAUUGUAUAGAAACAAAAAAAUGAACUACUUCUGUUCAUACUAUUGAGUGUUGUAAAAUGAGGUGGCAUAGCAUUUUUUGUGUAUAGAGAUAUUUUGUAGUUGUAUAAUUUAUCUUGUAGAUAUAUUUAAUCCGUCCAAUGGUCUAGUUAUUAAUAAAUUAUUUUAUUACAUAUGUUCAUAUGAUGAAAGUCAAUAUAUUAAAAAAUCA
Molecule: messenger RNA, 2550 nt
Organism: Ruditapes philippinarum (Manila clam)
Lineage: Eukaryota; Metazoa; Mollusca; Bivalvia; Venerida; Veneridae
Product: transmembrane protein 237-like
Exons: 5
Coding region: 76-1362 (428 amino acids)
Biological process (GO): cilium assembly
Cellular component (GO): ciliary transition zone
Source: RefSeq, a predicted model, not a curated record